GAUUUUAAAAUCAUCGAUGGUUUCCAACAUUGAAAUGUUGCCUCGCCCCCGUUUCUGUUGUAAAUUAUCUUUCUACCUACCAAGCACAUACUCCAAUUGCACACCCUCAAAAUGGAACUCUCUCUGUAUUCAUCACUGCUUGUCGUCUUCAUCACUUGGAUUCUAUCGUCCCAAUUGGCCUCGUAUUUGCGCUCACGCCGCUACAAUGCAGAUGCGCCAUUGAUAGGGAAUUCGUGGUGGGAAACUUUGACGCGGAGGGGGUUGUCGGGGAAGGAAUUGUUGGUUGGUGCUUAUCAAAAGUACUCGAAAAAUGGAAAGGCGUUUCGUAUGAAUGGACCGCUGGGUCCUCAGUGGGCAUUGCCUACUUCUGUUUUUGCGCAGGCGGGGAAGAUGGGGACGGGAGAUUUGGAUCCGUAUGAGGCGAUUGAAGAUUUCCUCCUCAUGCGACCCUUCAUCUCCGCCGAAAGCGAAGACAUGAUGACCUUUGUCAUUUCCAAGCUAACCCGGUCGAUUCCCGAGAUCAUCCCGCUCCUGCUCGCGGAAACCACGACGGCGUUUCGAGAAAAUUUUGCGCCGGGGGGCGCGAGUGAGAUUGAUGCGGAGGGGUGGACUCACACGUGUUUGUUUCGGCAUGUGAAUGUUGCGCUGGCGAAAAUCGUGUCGCGCAUCCUGUGUGGAGAGAAAUAUUCGGGCGAUGCGGUGUGGGUUGAUAAUGUGGCGACGUUUGCGCGGGGGAUUUUCUUUUCUGGAUUGUUGUUGCGACGCUUGCCGAGGUGGAGUCAUGGGGUUGUGGCGCCGUGGAUGAAGACGACGAAGCAGGUUCGGGUUAUUGAGAGGAUGAUCACGCAGGAUGUGAGGGGGUUGAUUAGGGGAGAUGUUACGGGGGCGGAGUACGAGAGGGGGGUUGUCUUGCCGAUGUUGGUGGAGGAUGUCAGGGGGAAGAAAGCAUUUGAGGGGAAGGGGGAGGAGGAAUUGCUGUGGGGGGUGAAUAAUAGGAUUUGUAGGUUCUUUUUUGCGACGGUCGAUACGACGACGCUUACUUUUACGCACGUGCUUUAUGAUGUUGUUGGGCAUGAGAAGGAGCUAUAUGUAGAGCCGAUGAGGAGGGAGAUUCGAGAUGUGUGGAAGAAGUUUGAAGGGGUGUGGAAUCGAGAAAGUCUCGGGGAGUUGAAAAGCUUGGAUGCUUUUAUGAGGGAGAGUCAGAGACUACAUCCCUUGGGAUAUACAUUGGGUAGCAGGAAGGUGGCGAAGAGAGAAGGAUUGGAUUUUGUUGCUAAGGGAGAAGAUGGGGAAAGGGUUAUUCAUAUUCCGUAUGGAGAGAGGAUUGAGGGAAUGGCAUGGGCUAUCCAUCAAGAUGCUGAGCAUUACGAAGAUGCAGAUGUGUUUAAGGGGUUUAGAACUAGGGAUGAGACGAUAGCGGGUUCGAACCCGAGUGAAAGGUUCAUGAGUUUCGGAUAUGGUCGUCAUGCCUGUCCAGGCCGCUACGUAGCUCUCACGAUUGAGAAGAUCAUGUUGGUUGAAUUCCUCAUGAACUACGAUUGGAAGGAGAUGGAUAGAUUGAAAGAUUGGUCGUUUGGAUGGAAUAAUAUUCCAGAUAUGGCCAGUAAAGUCCACAUUAGAAGAUUGAGUAAAGAGGAAGCGGAAAAGUUGUGGGAGUAGCCAGCGUAUCUAACAUAGCAGGGUGUGACUUGUGGUGCAGAAAUCAAAUGGUUUGCGGUUUAUGGGUGGAGUUAUUGUUUUUAUAGAAAUAGAGCGUGAGCUUCCGGUUUUACAAAUCUUCAAUUGGGAACUAUGGGAUUGGUGUGUUCAUCAGAUAUGUAUUGGAAUGUUGGUAGCUAGUUAACCCAUUACUACUACUACUACUACUACUACUACUGCCAUAUCGCCAAACAUUAGCGAUUCUUGCGGGUUAACUUUUUUAUAAGUCA
Messenger RNA from Botrytis cinerea B05.10, 1928 nucleotides. RefSeq lists its product as hypothetical. Gene Ontology annotation, molecular function: heme binding; iron ion binding; oxidoreductase activity, acting on paired donors, with incorporation or reduction of molecular oxygen. NCBI's taxonomy places the organism in Eukaryota, Fungi, Ascomycota, Leotiomycetes, Helotiales, Sclerotiniaceae. The transcript is spliced from 4 exons. The coding region runs from base 112 to 1659 and encodes 515 amino acids. The record is from RefSeq and is a predicted model, not a curated record.